AUGGCUAAUUUUUUAUUAAUUAAUGCAUUUAGAAUUGCUGUAACUUCUCUAAAUUUUGUGUCUCCGUCAAUAGUAGCAGAUGUUCUCUUACAUCCUUUUGAUUUUGCAACCGUAUUACUUCAAAUCGGUUUUAAUCCCGAAGGAAUUAAAUGUCAAACGGCCGCUCUUGUAUCUGUCAUAGUGCAAUAUGCACUAUUUACGUUUUACAUCCCUUACCUCCUCACAUCAAUGCAAGGUUUGCAGUUGAUGGGCAUGCCUCAUCCUAAUAUUUUUUAUUAUGUUAAUUACAUUUAUAAAAAAGAAGGUUUUCUCGGAUGCUAUAGAGGAAUCGUACCUAAAAUUUGUGAAAGAUUAAUCAUGGUUUGUGUUAGUGACAGAGUAAAAAAAAAAAUAAGUAAAGAAAAUUUAACAUCUCCGGACGAUUUUGAAAUCGAUAAUACCGAUCAAGAUAAAUUUUUUCAAAAUUUAAUCAAUGCUGUAUGUUGUCAAUUUUUUGCCAUAUUAGCCAGUCAUCCAUUUCAUGUUAUCAUGGUGACAAGUUUUGCUGAAUUUACAACGGAUCGGAAAAGUUCGUUGAUUGAACUUUUUUGUUCUAUUUAUUUAAGUGAGGGUUAUUUUGGAUUUUAUUCUGGAUUGAUCAAAUAUUACAGAUUCACAGCAUUUAAACAGGCCAAAUCAAUUGAAAAUCAAAUAGAUGAUAAUGAAAUUAUCGAUGAACCGGAAGUGAGAAGAACGGUUGAUGAUCACUCACAAUCCCAUGUAAUUUUAUUAAAGUUUUUAAGGAGUUUAACACAUAAUUCCUCUUCGAGAUCCAACGAAAACAUAUUGAAUCGAAAUCGUCGUAGCCGGAUAUCGAAAUUAUUAGCAUAUAUUCCAUUUACAUCAAAAUUAUUUUAUUAUGUUAUGCUACGUGAUUUUUUAUCGAAAAAAAUAUCGAAUCCGUUUUUAAUGGUGUGUCAUUGUGCCAUCGCAUUAGAUUCCGGAUGGAGUAAAUUUCCGUUGAUCAAAUAUUUAAAUCCUAUGGUGUCGUUAAUACAAAAUUACAUAGUACCUUCUAGAAAAAUUUAUUAUCGUAAAUGUCAAUGCUGUCAAGAUGAUUUAUCAUUUAAAAAUUAA
Pediculus humanus corporis (human body louse) is the source of this 1116-nucleotide messenger RNA. Its product is annotated as mitochondrial carrier, putative. Lineage: Eukaryota; Metazoa; Arthropoda; Insecta; Psocodea; Pediculidae. The transcript is spliced from 4 exons. The record is from RefSeq and is a predicted model, not a curated record. Bases 1 to 1116 code for a protein of 371 amino acids.